Molecule: messenger RNA, 855 nt
Organism: Caenorhabditis remanei
Lineage: Eukaryota; Metazoa; Nematoda; Chromadorea; Rhabditida; Rhabditidae
Exons: 7
Coding region: 1-855 (284 amino acids)
Biological process (GO): proteolysis
Molecular function (GO): serine-type endopeptidase activity
Source: RefSeq, a predicted model, not a curated record
AUGAAUAUAUUUCUUUUCCUUCUUUCUUUCUUCCCACUUUUCCCUUCUGGAUCUUCAAUUAUUGAUGGAUUUCCAGCUAACUCAUUCGAUGCACUCUCCCUUGUCUCUGUGAUAACUCGUUUCCCAAAUGGGAAUACAAAUGUAUGUGGAGGUGUUCUUAUUGGACCAAGUAUUGCGAUGACUGCAGCACAUUGUGUUUUUUCGAAUGACGAAUUUGCACUAACAGCCAAAGUAACAUUGGGAGAUGUGAAUUUGAGUAAACAAGAUGAUCGUGAGCAGGAGUUCAGAAGUCAUGCGAUGGCGAUUAGUAAGCAGUUUUUGAAUGGAGUUUCCGAAGCAAACGAUGACGUGGCAAUUGUAUUUCUCCCAAAAAGAGCCGAUGUCUGUGAGUCUGCUAUCUCUCCUCAAAUUGCGAAACUUCCAAGUACAUGGUCUUUGAACUUUAAAGAAACUCCAAGCAUCCCUUCACAAUUCCAAAUUGAAAACUCGGUAUGCUGGAUUGCAGGUUGGGGAAAAACGGAGAACACAACGGCAAGUCAUAGUGAUACAGUCCGCCAAAUGACUGUCAAGCUGAGCAUUCGUAGAAUUGGAAGACGGAAGUAUCUGAUGGCUAGAGGAGUUUUAGGGACCAGUAGGACUUGUAUGAUCGGAACCGUUGCUCAUAUCGGCUCUUUCGUCAAAAUGAGUCAGCAAGACCCUUCGAAUCAUCUCCAAUUCUGUCGGGAUUUCGAAUAUACAUUCAUUUCUGAUUGGAGAGAAAGUUCUGAAAGAAUUGCGGAGAUUCUGGAGAAAUAUGGAGAGUUGGAGCAGUUGAAUGAAGGGCAAGAUAUGUGUUUUGGUUCUGGAAAACUCUGA